AUGAGCUCUCAAUCAACUACCAAGGCUAGACUUGCCCAGCUUGUGCCAAAUGCGAUAGGAUUACUAGCCUUUGAUGGAAACUGCAACGUCAUCGAGGCUUCUGGCGUAGCGAAAAAUCGCCUCGAGGAUAUAGUACAGAUCAACCAGGCAAAAGUUGAUAGCGAGGGCUUCGCCUUGCUAAGAGAUGGGGAUAUCCAAGUGAUGGUCUACAAGCACGACGGCGAGACACUAGCGGUGUACACCCAAGAAAAUUCUCUUUAA
Lachancea thermotolerans CBS 6340 is the source of this 261-nucleotide messenger RNA. Its product is annotated as DUF3215 domain-containing protein. The record is from RefSeq and is a predicted model, not a curated record. NCBI's taxonomy places the organism in Eukaryota, Fungi, Ascomycota, Saccharomycetes, Saccharomycetales, Saccharomycetaceae. The coding region runs from base 1 to 261 and encodes 86 amino acids. The transcript has a single exon.